GCCACCGGUCGGAAUCUUUUUGAGACUUGCUACUAUGACAUUUUGUGUGAUAAAUGUUAAUGUGUACUUGUCACUGACGUUUUAGCUGUAAAUUUUAGCAGUUAGAACAAAUUAUUAUCGUUCUUAUCCUUGCGAAGUUGAAUACCGAUUAUUUCAGCUGUUUUAAACAAAUAAUCGAUGUGGUUAUCACGAUAAAAUAUGAGUCGAACAAAUAACCAGUUGCCCAACUUGGAUAAAGUUUUCAAGGAUGAAGAAGAUCAAGAUUUCGCACCAAUUGCCGGGUCCAAUCUGGCAGCAAUUUUCGGAGCACCGCAGAAGCUCAGCGAUUCGCCAGUCACUGUCAAGCAGGCUUUGCAAAAAAAGUCAAGCAGCGGGAGAAAUACACCUCAGAUGGUGGCACCGGCAAACAAGACUGAAGUUAUCAUAGCGAAAGUUGUUCAUGCCUAUAAACUGCAAAACGGACAAUAUAGUCUGAUAGGAAAACUGGGUAUAGCUCUGACGGGUAACGUAGCUGGUCGAGUUUACCAAAUAAUAUUGUACAGAGGGAAGCAAGAGCACAUUUCUACGGUGACACUUACACCAGAUUUUUCUUAUACAAUACGUGAGAAUAAUUACGCGACAUAUUACGAUGGGAAUAACGAGAAUUGGUCGCUGUGUUUCGAGAACGAAACUGCUUGCAUCGAAUUCGCUCGUGAAGUUGGUGUCUCAAGAUUUCAUUCGAUGCAGACGAAGCCAGAUAAUUCUGUAUUUUACCAAAAUUUGUGCGUUGAGAGUGAAUCAAACAAGGCGAAAGAAAACGAUCAAAUCGAGGUGAAAGUUAUCAUUUGCACGAAUCUCAGUCAACCGUUGAAACUCGAUAGCACUUCGACCCAAAGUAUGAACGUUCAAAUAUCUCAGUACGAUAGCUGGGAAAGAUCUCUCCUUAACUGUAAUAAAGGCCUUAAAAGAUUGCUCAUUUUACCGCCCAGUAAACAAAUCAGUUUAGGACCUGGCUUUCCAAAGGAACGAGAAAUUAUUGUGGACAUCGAAAUCGUUGAUAUCUUAAGAACCGAAGAGAAGAGCUCACCUCCCAUCGUCAAACCUACUGUCUCGAGUGGGAAAGCUGCAAUUCUAUCACGCAUGGCCAAAAUGGGACAAUCCAUGCUACCUAAGGUCCCAACAUCCACUACCACCGAUUCGGAGGACACUGAAGAGGAGAUUCACAUCAAGUCUCCGAGACGUUUCAAGCCAGAAAUCUCAGCUUCUCAUCCGUCGAAGCAUCAGUCCCGAGCUCCUCAAGAAUCUUCGCAAGAGCCGACUCCAAUCGCAAACGUUAUAGUGCCAAGACCCAUUAUUCCUACUACCGUUCCAUUAGCUCACAGACCGAUGAUUCCUUCGCCUGCGUUAACGAGUCCUUGGCCCGUUACACCGAUACAACAGCAAUACGUUACGAUGGAUGGACAAUAUUAUCCCAUACAUCAAGCUCCCAUCACUCAAUCGAUUCCUGUGGGAAUGGAUCCCAAUCUGAACGUAUUUCUGUCCGAAACGAGAACCCAGAACACGGAAAUUCGAAUGGGAAUGUCGAAGAUAGCCGAUAACGUUCAAAAAUUACUGGAUAAGUUUCACGUCCUCGAAGUUCAAAGUGCCUCAUCGCCCAUGAGCCUACGGCGACCAAUCCACCGUUCGUUAGAUGAGUCUAUGCUGAACGAAGAAAGGUACCCCGAGGACGAAACGACGAGAAGCAAAAAUUCUGGCGAAGGAUCGUAUCCUGGGAAUUCCAAAAAGGAGCAAAGGCUCGAAUCAGAAUUGAGCGAAGCGAGAGAACGUCUCGAAGAAUACGCUAGUAAGUGUAAAAAGUUCGAUCUCGAAAAACAGGAGUGGAAGACCGAGAAAAUGGAACUCGUAAAAAAGAUCGACCAACUGGAAAAAAAGGUUGAAGAGGGAAAAAAAGCUCUAGAAAAUGCGAAUGAAACCGUCGGUCGAUUACAGGAGAAAAGCAACCUUCUGGAAUCGUCAGUUUCGAAACUUAACGCUGAGAAAACGACGUCUAGCAACGCUGAACAAGAACGAGAAAAUUCCAUGGAUCAAAAAUCUGCAGAAAUUAAACGGCUGAUGCGCAUCACUUAUUGGGGGCUAUUAGCACAAUUCAGGGACGAAGAAUCUUAUACAUCAGAAAACAUAAAAGAAACAUUAGCUGACACUAUCAGGAGUAUCACUUUCUCCGUUUUGAAAGGCCUGAAAUAUGAGAAAGCAGAGGACGAGAACUUAGAAGUAAGUUCUGAGGGCAUGGAUCCAAAUGCAUUGAAACGGUUGCCGACGAUUCUUGUUGCUCAAGAAGAACCGCCCCCUGUGCCGCCAAUGGACGACGAUGUGACAACACAGGAUUUUUGAAAAUUUUGAACAAAACAAGUGAAAAUACAACGACUCUUGGGAUUUUUGUCCUCAAUUGAAUUGCCUUGUAUUUGAUGAAUUGAAAAAAUGUAUAUGCAAUAACGAGAAGUUAUAAUUUUAAUAAAUAAUUAUGUUGAUUAAUGAAAA
This is a messenger RNA of Venturia canescens, 2517 nucleotides long. Its product is annotated as FK506-binding protein 15. Lineage: Eukaryota; Metazoa; Arthropoda; Insecta; Hymenoptera; Ichneumonidae. The transcript has 10 exons. The coding region runs from base 199 to 2370 and encodes 723 amino acids. The record is from RefSeq and is a predicted model, not a curated record.